Messenger RNA from Didymodactylos carnosus, 949 nucleotides. NCBI's taxonomy places the organism in Eukaryota, Metazoa, Rotifera, Eurotatoria, Philodinida, Philodinidae. The record is from the annotation of a GenBank genome assembly.
UAAGCUUCUCUCGAAAGAAAAUGUAUGAGAACUGAGGUGAUUAUAGACACUUGAAUUUUUGUAUAAAGAGUUCUUAUAAUCUCAUUCGACUCUGCCAUGAAAAACUGUGGAAAUGAAACAACUUUACUCUUUCAAAUCUUUUUCCUAUGCGUGACAGAUUAUUAAAAUCGUAAAGUGUAAAAUCUAUCUAGUCUCCGCCGUUUAAAUCCGAUCUGUUCGAGCAAUAUGUUAUUCGAAAAACUGACUGAAUACGUGUAACUUCGAACUUUUUUGAAGCUAAAAAUUAGCUUUCUAAAGAUCGGAUUAGAGCAAAAUCAGAGUUGCUAAUGCUAAGUGGAAUUUGUGAAAAAGUAAACAAGCCGCAAUUCUAUAUAGCUAUAGCACAGUAUCAAAAUUCUUAAAUGAGAAAAAACUGAUUUUUCCUUAUCUUCUUUACAAAUAUCUAGCACUAGAUGAACUACGUAAGAUUCAAACAAUGAAUUUCCUACGUUCAUCCUUAUCCACAUCUAUUCUCGACAGUUUGGUACCUACAUCAGAUGCAUUCGCGUAUCAUUGCAAACGAGUAUUACGUGCAAUGAAAGCCUUACAAUCCUACAUUUGGUGUCAAGCAACAAAAAACAAUAUUGAUUAUCCACCAUUGGAAGGUAAUGGAUUUACAAGAGAUGUAGAAGAUAAAUUAAUAGUUGAAUGGAAGCAAUGUAGUUCAGUGCCAGAUGUGAAAACCAGUACAUCAUUACAAAUUACUGGUCUUGAUUUCGACGUUCUACAGUCAGAUGAAGAUGAAGAUGAUGAUAGCAGUGUUGAAUCGGACGUUUCAUACGAAUUUGACUAUGAUUUUGACGAUGAUGAUGGUACUGAAAAUUUAACAGACUUAGAGCAUCUGAAUACGGCUACGGCUCAAUCUGUCGAGUAUCCGUAUACAGAAUUACUUGCGGAUGGAUUUUUAUGA